UAAAAAAAAGUGGUUGGCAUGAAUAUUAAAAUGUGAAAGCCCUAAAAACCAAAACCCUCUUGCCUCGCUCAUCCCCGAUAGCUGCAGUAGCCUCUUUCAGCUGAAAUUCAACGAAGAAGACAACAAAUUGCGGCCAAAUGGGGUCUUCCAAAGCAUUGCAAGCUGCGAAAGUGUAUCGUCACCUCCUCAAAGCAGUGAAGAAACACAUUGGCAAGGACGAAAAUAAGACCCAUUUCACAGAUUACAUAUCACAACAGUUCCGCAACAACACUCAACAGUCGGACCUCUCUUCCACUUACAUUCAACACAAGAUCAAGCUUGCCCGAGAUUACACCUUUCUUCUAAACAGCGUCCACCAUCAGAUGGAUUUGCUGUUUUCUUACAACAUUGCGGUGGAUAGAUCAGAUGAAAUGAAGAGAAUACUAGGAAAGUCUGCUGCAAGUGUGGGUCUUCAACUUCCUGAAGUUUAUCAGCCUUGAUAGUUGCAGUUACAUCUCACGGGCUGGAAGUGGUCCGUCAAACACCACACCAAAUUUGUAGGAAUUUCUAUAGGAUCUCAGGUUGUCUAAUCAUUAACGGAAAAUGUUGAUGUUGUCACUGGUUGUCCUAUAUCGGCCUCCCCUUUUAAUAAGCUGAUCUUACCAAAGUGGUGCAAGCUGCAAAACUGUAGAUGGUGAAUAAGCUGAAGAUGUCAUGACUGUACGUGUUGCUCUGCUUAAUGGGUUUGUUCGUGAAUGACUGCAUUUUCUUUAUCAUUUUUUUCCCUUGGUAGUUGCAUUUUGGUAUCAUUGAUAUGGGUAAAAGAUGGUAGAGGCAUUCUCAAUCAAUGGCAAGCUGCAAAUUUUUGUUAUUGUGUUAUUUGGUUUGGAAAAUGAUUCUUAAUCCGAUUAAGGGUGUUUUUUCUUUUGAUGUAGCGAAUAGGACCCGCACUUGAGCUUAUUUACUACAUCGAAUGGAUAAAAACUCGUCUCCUAGACAAAUCGCCUGGAGAAAUUGGUUUUGAAUAGCAUUACUCAUUUAGUUUUGUCUUUA
Messenger RNA from Cornus florida, 1032 nucleotides. RefSeq lists its product as uncharacterized. The record is from RefSeq and is a predicted model, not a curated record. Bases 138 to 479 code for a protein of 113 amino acids. The transcript is spliced from 4 exons. Lineage: Eukaryota; Viridiplantae; Streptophyta; Magnoliopsida; Cornales; Cornaceae.